Molecule: messenger RNA, 1457 nt
Organism: Anneissia japonica
Lineage: Eukaryota; Metazoa; Echinodermata; Crinoidea; Comatulida; Comatulidae
Product: CMP-N-acetylneuraminate-poly-alpha-2,8-sialyltransferase-like
Exons: 5
Coding region: 251-1321 (356 amino acids)
Biological process (GO): oligosaccharide metabolic process; N-glycan processing
Molecular function (GO): alpha-N-acetylneuraminate alpha-2,8-sialyltransferase activity
Source: RefSeq, a predicted model, not a curated record
GCAGUUGUUUUUUCAAUACAGAUGAAAAAGAAAAAGAGCUCUUAUGUUUGAGCACUAGUGCAGUGAGUGAGCAUAUUUCCGUCCGUCCGUUGGCUUUGUGGCUAAUAUGGGAUAACAACUCCCCGGAUACGAAUAUGGGAUAUUAUGGCACAAUGGGUGUAACGCUUAACAUAGAGGAUACAAUUACAGCGGUGGAUUCGAAUGUGAAAGCAAUGGUUGAUUAAAUAAAAGAUUUUAUGAUUCUUAUGAAAUGGGCCGAAAGAGAGAUGCCGAAAUAAAAUACAUGUGCUUCAUUACAAUCUUCUCGCUAAUCUGUUUCGUUGUGACAACGUUCAUAACAUCACAGAAACGGCAGAAAUUAAAAGAGGAACAGGUGAAGAUAUAUAGGGUCAUUCAAGCACAGACAAGCACACGAAGUCGGAACAACCAAAGGAACACCUCUAUAAAAGCAACACGUGUGGAAGACAAACACCGCCAAUGGUUUAGUCAAAGUUUAUCUGUGCAAAUUGACACAAUUAAAGCAAUGGAUAUAAAAAAACGAGUAAUUUCCAGUGGAAUGUCUUGGAAGAAAAUGUUGUCGAACUCUGUUGAAAUUGUGAAGGAGUUUAAUGGGAAAUUGUACAGAAAAAAUGAAUCGCAGAAAAAACUUCGAAUGAAGGCCGUGGAAAAUUGUGCUAUUGUAGGAAACGGAGGUGUGCUACUUGAUAGCCGUUGCGGCGACGAGAUCAAUGCGCACGAUUUCGUGUUUCGCAUUAAUAUGGCUCCGAUAGACGGCUUUAGGACUGAUGUAGGAAGCAGGGUUGACUUUAUGGCUUUGAAUAGCCAAGGAACGAGGCAGCUUUUGGGUUGCAUGAAGCGAUCUACACAAGGUUGUACACAGACUCUGAGAACACUUAGCAUGUUGGAAAAAGGCUACCUGUGGUUCUCUAAAUAUACAACAGUUAAUUUGAAAUUAUCGUCGGCAAUCUAUGAAUAUGUCAAUACAACAAUUUUUGUUUUCCCUUUCAGACUAUGGAAUACUAGCGGGUAUCCAUCAUCAGGGUUGUUUGUCUACUCUCUCGCAUCCACGAUGUGUAAGCGAAUAUCUCUGUACGGCUUCUAUCCGUUCAAACAAACUAACGAUGGCAGCAGAUUAACAUACAACUAUUACACUGAUAUUGGAAUAGAUGAGUUUGAGAUAGGACAUGAUAUGCCAAACGAGUAUGAGUUACUACAAGCUCUACAUAAUCAGCGAAUUUUGAGGCUUGUCACAGACCCAUGCCCGCCAAUCGAAAAAUACGAAGUUCGCAAUCGAAAACAUAAACGUCGUACAGAAUAUUGAAAUAAUUAUACCACAGCAAUAUUGAUUUAGGCCUAUAUAUUUUUACCUAUUUUACACAACCCUCACAUAAGGUAAAAAGUACAGAGUUCGAUAGAAGCAUGAUUUAAUUCCAAAACAAAACAGUCCACAAAUUUAA